Messenger RNA from Phragmites australis (common reed), 1464 nucleotides. RefSeq names its product alpha/beta hydrolase domain-containing protein WAV2-like. The transcript is spliced from 8 exons. Bases 150 to 1112 code for a protein of 320 amino acids. Gene Ontology annotation, biological process: proteolysis. The record is from RefSeq and is a predicted model, not a curated record. Gene Ontology annotation, cellular component: membrane. NCBI's taxonomy places the organism in Eukaryota, Viridiplantae, Streptophyta, Magnoliopsida, Poales, Poaceae. Gene Ontology annotation, molecular function: serine-type peptidase activity; palmitoyl-(protein) hydrolase activity.
GACCAGACCCAAGCCCGAGCCCGGAGGCAGCCACGAGUCAGAAGCCGCGCCUCUUGUCUCGCCGCGCCGUCACGCUCGCUCACCCCAAUCAGAGAGGAGGCGCCUCCCCCCACCCCCGCGGGCGAGCGACGGCGGCGCAGGGAGGAGAGAUGGUGGGGUGGCUGAAGGUGCUGGCGUACGGCGCAGGGGGCGUGGCGGUGGCGGGGCUGGCGGCGCUGGUGGUGCUGCAGGAGCGCCUCGUCUACGUGCCCGCGCUCCCGGGCCUGGCGCGCGCGUACCCCAUCACCCCGGCCCGCCUCCUCCUCGCCUUCGAGGACGUCUGGCUCCGCGCCACCGACGGCGUGCGACUCCACUCCUGGUUCAUCCGCCACUCCCCCACCUGCCGAGGUCCAACCAUUCUGUUCUUCCAAGAAAAUGCUGGCAACAUAGCUCAUCGUUUGGAAUUUGUUCGACUAAUGAUGCAGAAGCUACAGUGCAAUGUUUUUAUGCUUUCUUAUAGAGGGUAUGGUGAGAGUGACGGUUAUCCUUCUCAGAAAGGGAUCACAUAUGAUGCACAGGCUGCACUUGAUCAUCUAGUUCAGAGGAAGGACAUUGACACAUCCAGGAUAGUUGUCUUUGGAAGAUCUUUAGGAGGUGCUGUUGGAGCAGUUCUUGCAAAAAAUAAUCCUGACAAGGUGGCUGCUCUAAUACUUGAAAAUACAUUUACAUCUAUAUUGGAUAUGGCUGGUAUCAUGCUUCCCUUCUUAAGAUGGUUCAUAGGUGGCAGCUCUUCUAAAGGUCCAAAACUUCUGAACUGUGUUGUUCGUUCUCCAUGGAGUACACUCGAUAUUGUUGCAGAGGUCAAACAACCCAUUCUCUUCCUUUCUGGAUUGCAAGAUGAACUGGUCCCCCCAUCACACAUGAGGAUGCUAUAUGACAAAGCUUUUGAACAUAACAGAAAUUGUAGAUUUGUUGAUUUUCCUAGAGGUAUGCAUAUGGAUACCUGGAUUUCUGGAGGGGACCGUUACUGGAGGACAAUCCAAUUGUUUUUGGAUCAAUAUGCUCCAGAAGUACAGAGUUGUGAUGGCAGCUGCAAAAGUGAGAUCGCUGAGGAUGAUGAAGCUGCUGAAUGACUGACACAUCUGGAGCAGACUUGUUUUUCGAAGCUCCAGUUUUUUCUGGUGUUGAUGCAAUUUCAAUCACCUAUGAACUUCAAAGCUCACUGCAAACAAUUAAUUCAGGCAAUUGUUCUGCUUCAUUCCACCCGAAGAAGCCGAAGCUGUGAAUAUUUUCUGAGGAUACUGCUACAUUUGUCCCUAGAACCUGAAAGAUUUCUCAGUGGAUUUGUCCUUGAACUGAAUAUAUCCUAUUGAUUGAAUGUAUGAAUUGCCAUUUUCCUUCACUAGAACUAGUAUCAGAACAUGCCUCAACCAUUUGUUCUUGUGAUUUUGACUGUUGCUACCAACGUGGUUUCUUUUUUCUUUC